Molecule: messenger RNA, 561 nt
Organism: Olea europaea var. sylvestris
Lineage: Eukaryota; Viridiplantae; Streptophyta; Magnoliopsida; Lamiales; Oleaceae
Exons: 2
Coding region: 1-561 (186 amino acids)
Source: RefSeq, a predicted model, not a curated record
AUGACUGAUUUGGGAUUAAUGCACUAUUUUCUUGGGAUUGAGAUAGCUCAAUUUGAAGAUGGGAUCUUCAUUGCUGAGAAGAAGUAUACUACUAGUUUAUUAAAGAAGUUCAAGAUGGAAGGUUGUAAAACAGUAGCAACACCUCUGGGUAGCAACAAAUCACUUAGAAUAGAAGACGGUACACCAAAAGCAGACAGUUCACAAUUUCAAAGCUUAAUUGGAAGUUUACUCUAUCUCACAGUUACAAGGCCAGACAUAAUAUCCGCUAAGCGGAUACUAAGAUACCUUCAAGGAACAAAAGACUAUGGAAUAAGGUAUCAAUCUACGCCUAACUCAAGACUACUUGGGUAUACUGAUAGCGAUUGGGCAGGAUCAGUAGAUGAUACGAAGGGCACAUCGAGCUACACAUUCACACUAGGUUUCAGAAUAUUCUCUUGGACAUCAAAGAAACAAGCAACGGUUACACAAUCAUUAGCUAAAGCAGAGUAUAUUGCAGUAGCAAUGGCAACGAGUCAAGCUCUAUGGUUAAAACGUAUACUUGAAGACAUAGGAGAACGAUAA